This is a messenger RNA of Malaya genurostris, 2373 nucleotides long. RefSeq names its product protein FAM161A. NCBI's taxonomy places the organism in Eukaryota, Metazoa, Arthropoda, Insecta, Diptera, Culicidae. The coding region runs from base 124 to 2289 and encodes 721 amino acids. The transcript is spliced from 3 exons. Gene Ontology annotation, cellular component: cilium. The record is from RefSeq and is a predicted model, not a curated record. Gene Ontology annotation, biological process: cilium organization.
AAACCAAAAUUUUCUUUUAUUCGAUUAAUAGACGAAUUCCUUUGGAAAAUUGUAUUUGUAAAAUUCCAGUAUAGUUCCAGCGAAAAUGACAAUGCAAAGAGUCACAUCUUUAAGUUAGAAGUUAUGUCCGGUCACGGAAGGUCAGUAUUCUUGAACUCAUGUGUCAAGAAACCUUUAAAUCCGAGAAACAGACACCCGAAUCCAUCAUAUCUAGUGCCACAGUGCAGCCUGGACCGUGGCCUAGACGAUCCUCAAGUGCAAGAGAACAUGAAUGCUAUUACACGCAAAAAGGCUACCAACAAGUGCCCGUUGGCUCGUACAGGGCACCAACGAAAAACCAAGUGCUGCUCGAUUACUCAUCAACUACGGAAGGAAGCUGACAAUUUCCAAUCACUGGUCCAAUUCUACGAUAGCAUCCCGGACUAUAGCGAUUUGAAUCAUCUUCCAAAUGAAGAAUUUUAUUGCAAGCUAGACACGCUUCGUCGGAAGCAUCGUGAGCUUCGAUUCAGUUGUGCUGACGGGUUUGAACCAGUACGCACAAAUGUGAUAAAGACGCCAGUAUCUGAAUCUGUAAAGUCAUCGAUCGCUAGAAAAACCAGUGAAGACAAUGAAUCGCUUCAUUCAUGGAGUAAAUCCCCAUCAGUAAAUUGCGGUAUUCUAAACUCAAAUCGCAAAGGUUUGCCUAAAUCGGUGCGAAUAGAGGAUACAAAACACGAUGAUGACGACGGUGAGACGACGGAAGGUAGAAUUUCCCAUAGGAAAUUUCGUGCGGGAACUCCAUUCGCUUCUGAUCAAGAGGAGAGUACGAGGAAUGCUUCUACGUGUACAACCCCAAUGAAUUCAGAUUUCAUCGAACGCUACGAUCGGUACGUGAAGAAAAGUCUUCGCAGUAAGUCUGCCUCUCCAAUCCGAGAUUAUUCCAAAAUAACCAUUCCACAACCGUACAAAAUGACCCAACGUGAUGAAGAGGAACGUGUGCUUCAAGAGCUACUAAUAACCAGCAAGAACGCAUUCCCAUCCAAAGAAGACCUUGAUAAGCCGCCACCGCCACAGAUCAAAGCCAACCCAGUUCCAAUAACUUCUCGCAUUCCUCUUUUCGAUACUAUCAUGGCUGAUCAGGAAUACCGGAACCGUUUAGCGAAACUUAACUCGGAAAUUGAGCUCCAACAACAGAUGAAGCCAUUCCAUUUCAGCGAACGCCUCAAUCGUCCCAACAGUCGUUGCCUGAGUAGAAGUCUAUCUUCACCGGCUCUACUGACGAGCAGUAUGUCGACAUUCAAAGCAAAACCUUGUCCAAAAAAUCUGUUUAGCAAUUAUUUUUACCUGAAAAUGUGGGAGGAAGAAUACUUCCGUGGUAUGAAUAAACGGAUACGGGCGGAAGAAUUGAUGAAGCAUGCAUCGCUACCGCCAUCGAUGGCACGUCGGGAACGGGCACUGCACAAGAACUCUUCUCUUGGACAAACGGAUGCAGUCGAUGUUGCCAAGAAAAAUAAACGGAAGCGCAAACAGAAGCGCAGUGCCAAACGAAAAAAGAACGUCGAGGAGCGGUGUUCGGAAUUCUUCAGUCGAAUCAACGAAACCACGCCCGAAGUCCGACCGAAGACCGUCAAGCCCCUGUAUCCUUCAAGUAACUCCAGCUACGGCACUACCGGAGACACAAACCCAGCCGCCAGUGAUGCGACUCCGAUUUACCCUGUCAACCGGCCGAAUCUGGCGGCAACACUUCGUACUGAGUGGUGCCGAAAAAAACUUCGCAAUAUGGAACUCGAUGAUGCCGCUGGAAAUCUGAAGAAGUCACCGAAAUUUGAAUGGGGUGUUAAGAAAAGUCAGGCAUUUCAGAACUUGAAUCUUGACACCAGCCACCAGGAGGAGUUAAACUUGAGAUUGGCGACACGGCGAGCAGAGCAACGACUUCGUCAAGAGGAGCAUGCGAUAAACAUGGAACUAAUGCGGCAACGUGUCAAGGCGGCACCUUUACUGCUGGAAGGUCCACCUCAAUGGGGCCCUCGGUUGGGGCACGUAACACAUCGUUGCUUAACCAGUGCUAAACAUGAUUCACCGUUUCAUAAGUCGAACAGAACGAAGAAAUUUUCAACCGGUGGUGGAAGACCGGACUCCUCGAGUGAUCACCGAAACGAGCGCUCCAAUGAGAAACGUCGUAACUCCAGCGGGAGCAAGAUAAGCAACUUUUCACUGGACUCUUACGGCCAUAGUAGUUCCAAAGCCUGUGAGAGUGAAGUACUCGGCAAGAUGGACAAUGAUUUGGAAAGUUUAACCGAUGGCGUUUAAUGCUGCAACUCGUAUUGGUGCAAACAAUCAAAAUGCUUUGGUUUCGGUGCAAUCUGCUGUAUUUUGUAAAAAUAUAGAAAAACA